GACUGAGUUUGAAUCUCUCAAACACUUGUAUUAAGUAACGCCAUUCUUUGUAUUUGUACAUUUCAAAAUGUCCUAAAUAAACUCGAAAUGGAAAAAAAUGUGAAAUCCGUAGACUUAUUUAGAAGUUAUGAUAACAUGGAAAAUAAGAGAAUAUUAGAAGAGCGAUUGAGGAAAGCAGCCUGUGUUGGUGAUACAGACGUUGUUCAAGAAUUACUUAAUUUAGGUGUCGAUGUUAAUGCACGACACUCUGUUAAUGGAUGGACUCCUUUACAUUGGGCAUGUAAAAAGGGGUACUUAGAUGUAGCUGCCUUGCUUUUAAAAAAUGGUGCAGAUAAGAAUAUAAGAUCUGAAAUUGGAGAAACUCCAGCAUUUUUGUGCAUCAAUCCACAGAUUUUACAACUUCUAGAUAUGCCUCUAGUUAUGCCAACUGAUUCUCAAAGAGUCCUAAAUGAAUCAGCAGUACAUAAUGUUAUGCCUAAAUAUGUAAAAAGUGAUUAUGUACAUGGAGCUACAGAUUCAGGAAUUCCUAGAGUAAGAAACAAUGGUUUAUACCAAGAUGAAUUAGUAUUAAAGAUUCGUAUUGCUGAUGCCCCUGACCCAGAUUUUAUAGAAAUUGAGUUACCACAAAGUGAUUUGACAUAUCAAGCAUUGAUUUGGAUAUGUUGCCAAGAAUUAAAUGUUGAACCCAACCAAAUUGUAAAAUUAAGAAAACUGCCCAAUACUAGGUUGAGAAAAGAUGAAGAUAUUCAACGACUUCAAAACUUCCAAGAAAUAGAAGUUGUUACAAAUACUGUAAACACAUAUAAGUACAUGCAAAAUACCAAUGGUAUUUCAACAAUGGGACAUUCAGGAGUAGUAGCAAGUCCAGCAAAUGGGUACCAGAGUAUUUCUAAGAAAGAUCAGACUAUUUUAUAUUAAUUAUUGGUAUCAUAUAUCGUUUUUCUUUUUUUCGUAUGUAAUUAAAUGAAGAAAACUAACAUUUAAGUAAAAUACAAUAUAUAUGUAAUUAGGUAUGUCAAAUUUAAAGUGCAAUAAUUAAACUUUUUUAAUAUAACAAAGUACUUAAGGUAAUAAUAAGUAGAAGGAUAAUUUUUUAACCUUGUUUACUAGAUUUAAUAAAGUAAUAAAAAAUAAUUACACUUUUU
Molecule: messenger RNA, 1145 nt
Organism: Bombus impatiens (common eastern bumble bee)
Lineage: Eukaryota; Metazoa; Arthropoda; Insecta; Hymenoptera; Apidae
Product: ankyrin repeat domain-containing protein 40
Exons: 3
Coding region: 88-918 (276 amino acids)
Molecular function (GO): protein binding
Source: RefSeq, a predicted model, not a curated record